CGGAACGGGCGGGCAACAGGGAACGGGUGGGGCCAAACAGCGGAACGGGGUCAUCAGGGCCAAACAGCGGAACGGGCGGUGGGGCAAACAGCGGAACGGGCGGCAGGGGGCCAAACAGCGGAACGGGUGGUGGGCAAACAGCGGAACGGGUGGCAGGGCAUACAGCGGAACGGGGAACGGGCGGAACGGCCAAACAGGGAACGGGUGGUGGGGCUAACAGCGGAACGGGCGGCAGGGCUGGGGAACGGGCCAAACAGCGGAACGGGCGGUGGGGCCAAAUACAGCGGAACGGGCGGAACGGGCGGUCAAACAGCGGAACGGGUCAGGGCCAUACAGCGGAACGGGUGGUGGGGCCAACAGCGGAACGGGCGGGGAACGGGUCAAACAGCGGAACGGGCAAAACAACGGAACGGGGCAGGGCCAAACAGCGGAACGGGCGGCGGGGUCAUACAGCGGAACGGGCGGCGGGGCCAAACAGCGGAACGGGCGGCACAACGGCAGAAGUCAAACAGGGAACGGGCGGGGGCCAAACAGCGGAACGGGCGGUCAAACAGCGGAACGGGCGGCAGGGCCAAAACAGCGGAACGGGUGGCGGGGCAAACAGCGGAACGGGCAGGGCUCAACAGGGAACGGGCCAAACAGCGGAACGGGCGGUGGGCCAACAGCGGAACGGGGCUCGGGGGGUCAAACAGCGGAACGGGCGGCGGGCCAAACAGCGGAACGGGCGGGGGCAAACAGCGGAACGGGGCGGCGGGCCAAACAGCGGAACGGGUGGCAGGGGGAAACGGCUAAACAACGGAACGGGCGGUGGGCAAAACAGCGGAACGGGCGGUGGGGCCAAACAGCGGAACGGGUGGCAGGGCACAAGCGGAACGGCCAAACAACGGGGGUCAAACAGCGGAACGGGCAGGGCAAAACAGCGGAACGGGGCGGGGCCAAACAGCGGAACGGGCAGGUCAAACAGCGGAACGGGCGGCGGGGCAAACAGCGGAACGGGCGGCAGGGCGGAACGGGCAGGGGCUACAAACAGCGGAACGGGCGGGAACGGGGCCAAACAGCGGAACGGGCGGUGGGUCAAACAGCGGAACGGGUGGGGGCCAAAGCGGAACGGGCGGGGGGCCGGAACGGGCGGUAAAUACAGCAAAACAGCGGAACGGGCGGGCAAAAACAAACAGCGGAACGGGCGGGUGGGCAAACAGCGGAACGGGCGGAACGGGCAAACAGCGGAACGGGUGGUGGGUCAAACAGCGGAACGGGUGGCGGGCCAAACACAGCGGAACGGGCGGUGGGGUCAAACAGCGGAACGGGCGGCAGGGCCAAACAGCGGAACGGGCGGUGGGCAAAGCGGAACAGCGGAACGGGCAGGGUCAAACAGCGGAACGGCAGGGCAAACAACGGAACGGGGGGCAAACAGCGGAACGGGCAGGUCAAACAGCGGAACGGGCAGGCGGGGGGGCGGUCAAACAGCGGAACGGGUGGCAGGGCCAAACAGCGGAACGGGUGGCAGGGCAAAGAAACGGAACGGGUGGUGGGGCCAAACGGAACGGGUCAAACAGGAACGGGUGGCAGGGGGGGAACGGGUCAACAGCGGAACGGGCGGCAGGGGCCAUACAGCGGAACGGGUGGUGGGGCCAAACAGCGGAACGGGUCAGGGGGCAAACAGCGGAACGGGGAACGGGGGCAGGGCCAAACAGCGGAACGGGCGGCAGGGCAAACAGCGGAACGGGUGGCAGGGCCAAACAACGGAACGGGCAGGGUCAAACAGCGGAACGGGCGGCAGGGGGCAAACAGCGGAACGGGCGGGGCGGAACGGGCGGCAAACAGCGGAACGGGUCGGUCAAACAGCGGAACGGGUGGUGGGGCGGAAAACAGCGGAAACGGGCGGAACGGGCAACAUAGGAACGGGCGGCAGGGGCAAACAGCGGAACGGGGCCAAACAGCGGAACGGGUGGCAGGGUCAAACAGCGGAACGGGUGGUGGGGCCAAACAGCGGAACGGGCGGCAGGGUCAAACAGCGGAACGGGCAAACAGCGGAAACGGGCGGCGGGCCAAACAGCGGAACGGGUGGCGGGGCCAAACAGCGGAACGGGCGGCAGGGCCAACAGCGGAACGGGCGGUGGGUCAAACAGCGGAACGGGCAGGGUCAAACAGCGGAACGGGCGGUGGCAAACAGCGGAACGGCGGAACGGGUGGUCAAAAACAGCGGAACGGGCGGCGGCGGAACGGGCAAAAACAGCGGAACGGGCGGGGGCCAAGGGAACGGGCAAACAGCGGAACGGGCGGCAGGGCCAAACAGCGGAACGGGUGGUGGGGGUCAAACAGCGGAACGGGCGGGGGUCAAACAGCGGAACGGGCGGUGGGGCUCAAACAGCGGAACGGGCGGCAGGGUCAAACAGCGGAAACGGGCGGCAGGGCCAAACAGCGGAACGGGUAACAGCGGAACGGGCGGCAGGGCCAAACAGCGGAACGGGUGGUGGGGCUACAGCGGAACGGGCGGCAGGGGCAAAAAGCGGAACGGGUGGUGGGGCCAAACAGCGGAACGGGUGGCAAAGCGGAACGGGUGGGGCAAACAGCGGAACGGGCGGGGCAAAACAGCGGAACGGGCGGCGGGCUCAAACAGCGGAACGGGCGGCAGGGCUAAACAGCGGAACGGGUGGCAACGGGUCAAACAGCGGAACGGGAACGGGCGGUGGGGCAAACAGCGGAACGGGGAACGGGGGCUCAAACAGCGGAACGGGCAGGUCAAACAGCGGAACGGGUCGGAACGGGGCGGGGGCCAAACAGCGGAACGGGCGGGUCAAACAGCGGAACGGGUGGCAGGGGCCAAACAGCGGAACGGGUGGGGCCAACAGCGGAACGGGUGGGUGGGGCCAAACAGCGGAACGGGCGGUGGGCCAAACAGCGGAACGGGUCAGGCGGGGCAAAACAGCGGAACGGGCGGGGUCAAACAGCGGAACGGGUGGUGGGCAAACAGCGGAACGGGCGGCAGGGCCAAACAGCGGAACGGGCGGCAGGGCCAAAGCGGAACGGGUGGCAGGGCCAAAAACAGCGGAACGGGCGGCAGGGGCAAACAGCGGAACGGGCAGGGGUACAGCGGAACGGGUGGUAAACAACGGAAACGGGUGGGCAGGGCAAACAGCGGAACGGGUGGGGGGCAAACAGCGGAACGGGCGGCAGGGCCAUACAGCGGAACGGGCAGGGGCUCAAACAGCGGAACGGGUGGUGGGGCCAAACAGCGGAACGGGGCGGGCCAACAGCGGAACGGGCGGCAACGGGUGGCAACAGCGGAACGGGUGGGCCAAACAGCGGAACGGGGGCGGGGCCAAACAGCGGAACGGGUCAGGUGGGUCAAACAGCGGAACGGGCGGCAGGGCAAACAGCGGAACGGGCGGGGGGCAAAAGCGGAACGGGCGGAACGGGCGGUAAACAGCGGAACGGGCAGCGGAACGGGCGGUCAGGGUCAAACAGCGGAACGGGUGGGGCUCAUACAGUGGAACGGCCAAACAGCGGAACGGGCGGUGGGGCAAACAGCGGAACGGGUGGCAGGGCAUACAGUGGGUCAAACAGCGGAACGGGUGGUGGGGCUAAACAGGAACGGGCGGGUCAAACAGCGGAACGGGCAGGGGCUAAACAGCGGAACGGGCGGCGGGUCAAACAACAAAACGGCGGAACAGCGGAACGGCGGCGGGGGCAAACAGCGGAACGGGUG
Molecule: messenger RNA, 3709 nt
Organism: Oncorhynchus tshawytscha (Chinook salmon)
Lineage: Eukaryota; Metazoa; Chordata; Actinopteri; Salmoniformes; Salmonidae
Exons: 4
Source: RefSeq, a predicted model, not a curated record